AUGGCGAACGACGAGAAGCCCACGAAGAUUGGCGGUGAGGUCGGCGAGGUUCGGGCCAACAUCGACGCCAACAAGCUCAACGAGUACAUUGCCCGUCAUGUGAAGGCGAUCCAGGCGCCAGUAAGCAUCAAGCAGUUCAAGUUUGGACAGUCCAAUCCCACGUACUUCCUCACAGGCGCUGAUGGAAAGCGUGCUGUCCUCCGAAAGAAGCCCCCUGGCAAACUCCUGAGCAAGUCUGCACAUCAGGUCGAGCGCGAGUACACCGUUCUGAACGCGCUGCACAAGCACAACCAGAAGCCUACCACCUCUGCCGCCCAGCGCGUUCCCAUCCCUGAGCCGUACAUCCUCUGCGAGGAUGAGUCCGUAAUUGGAACACCGUUCUACAUCAUGGAGUUCUUGGACGGGCGCAUCUUCACGGACCCACGGAUGCCGCAGGUGUCGAAGGAGGAUAGGAAGGAGAUCUGGCUCUCCGCCGUCCGUACCCUCGCCGCCCUUUCCUCCCUCGACAUCACCGCCGUCGGCCUCUCCGCCUUCGGCCCGCACACCCCCUACUACCCACGCCAAAUCAAGUCCCUCGCGAAGGUGUCCCUCGCCCAGGCCGCCGCUGUCGACGUCGACACCAAGGACCCCGUCGGCAAGAUCCCCCACUUCGACGAGAUCGUGCAGUGGUACGCGACACACCUGCCGGACGAGGGCAAGACGGGGCUGAGAAUUACGCACGGGGACUACAAGCUGGACAACUUGGUGUUCCAUCCGACGGAGAAUCGAGUAAUUGGGAUUCUGGACUGGGAGUUAUGCACGUUGGGGAGUCCGCUCCCCGACUUCGCCAACCUCACCUCCCCCUGGACCGCCGACGCGUCCAAGUAUAUGGCCCUCCCCGAAGCCCAGCAAAACCCGCUCCUCACCAGCCUCGAUGCGGACCCCGAGGGCGCGCCCAUCACCAUCGAGGAGAUCGAGCGGGAGUACUGCCGCCUCACGGGCUUCCCGUACCCAAUCCGUGAGCUCGUGUUCGCGCGGAGCUUUCAUUUGUUCAAGUACGCCGUCAUUUCGCAAGGCAUCGCCGCCCGCUUCGCGCGCCGGCAGGCCAGUUCGGAAAAGGCAGCCGCGUCGGGCGUCCUGUUCCCGGUACUGGGUAAUAUGGCGUGGGACCUGCUCAAGCAGGAGGCGAAGUUGUGA
This is a messenger RNA of Schizophyllum commune H4-8, 1176 nucleotides long. RefSeq names its product kinase-like protein. The transcript is spliced from 7 exons. The record is from RefSeq and is a predicted model, not a curated record. NCBI's taxonomy places the organism in Eukaryota, Fungi, Basidiomycota, Agaricomycetes, Agaricales, Schizophyllaceae. Bases 1 to 1176 code for a protein of 391 amino acids.